UCCAUUUGAUUUUCAUUAUUAGCCACGUAGAUACCUUAUUAGGUGAUAGGUCACUCAUGUACAAUUCUAUUUAUAAAGUUGAAAAAAAUGAAAAAAAAAACUACUCGAUCACCACACACCACACAUCACACAUCACAAGGUACAAAGAGAGAGAGAGAGGUAGAGAGCGACCUGACCUAAAACACAAAGCCCUCCCAUAAAGACAGGAACAUCAUUACUUGCGUAACUUUGCUCUUUCUCCGAAAAAAAAAAUGAGGUCGUCCGACAGAGAAAGAGGAGAAGAUGAAUUGUCAUGGCCUUUGAUCGGAGAGAAGAGUAGUGUAAAAGAGGAAGUGAAUAAACAGGUAUGGCUUGCCGGUCCACUCAUCGCCGUGAGUCUUCUUCAGUUCUGCCUCCAAGUUAUCUCCGUCAUGUUCGUCGGCCAUCUUGGGUCUCUUCCUCUCUCGGCCGCUUCCAUCGCCACAUCUUUCGCCUCCGUUACUGGCUUCAGCUUCCUCAUGGGAACAGCUAGUGCGUUAGAUACACUAUGUGGCCAAUCGUUUGGAGCAAAGAAGUAUGGAAUGUUAGGGAUACAAAUGCAAAGAGCAAUGUUUGUUCUUACACUAUCUUCUAUUCCUCUCUCCAUCAUCUGGGCAAACACAGAGCACCUUCUUGUCUUCUUUGGACAAAACAAAGCCAUCGCUGCACUCGCUGGCUCCUACGCGAAGUUCAUGAUCCCAAGUAUCUUCGCCUACGGUCUUCUUCAAUGCUUUAACAGGUUCUUGCAGGCCCAAAACAAUGUGUUCCCUCUGGUUUUCUGCUCUGGAGUCACCACUUCUCUUCAUGUCCUUCUUUGUUGGGUCUUGGUUUUCAAAUCUGGUUUAGGGUUUCAAGGAGCUGCUGUGGCCAACUCCAUUUCGUAUUGGCUUAAUGUCAUUCUCUUGUUCUGUUACGUCAAGUUCUCGCCUUCUUGCUCACUGACUUGGACCGGUUUCUCUAAGGAGGCUCUACGCGAUAUCAUCCCUUUUCUGAGACUAGCUGUUCCUUCUGCACUUAUGGUUUGCUUAGAGAUGUGGUCCUUUGAACUUUUAGUUCUCUUAUCAGGACUUCUUCCAAACCCUGUUCUAGAAACUUCUGUUCUCUCAAUCUGCCUUAAUACAUCAGGGACAAUGUGGAUGAUCCCAUUUGGUCUCAGUGGCGCUGCAAGCACGAGGGUGUCGAAUGAGUUAGGAGCUGGUAAUCCUAAAGUGGCUAAGCUUGCGGUGCGCGUGGUCAUAUGCAUUGCAAUCAUAGAAAGCAUAGUGAUCGGAUCAGUUUUGAUAUUGAUAAGGAAUAUUUGGGGGUUGGCUUAUAGUAGUGAAACAGAAGUAGUCACCUACGUUGCCUCGAUGAUGCCGAUUCUCGCCUUAGGCAACCUUCUAGACAGUCUUCAAAGCGUUCUCUCAGGCGUUGCUAGAGGAUGUGGAUGGCAGAAGAUAGGAGCAUUCAUUAAUCUUGGAUCGUAUUAUCUUGUUGGAGUUCCUUUAGGCUUGUUACUUGCUUUUCACUUUCACGUUGGUGGUCGGGGGCUUUGGCUUGGAAUCAUAUGCGCUCUCGUUGUUCAACUUUUUGGUCUUGGCCUUGUCACCAUUUUUACAAAUUGGGAUGAAGAGGCCAAGAAAGCUACAAACAGAAUUGAGUCUUCUUCAGGUGUGAAAGAUUUUGCAGCCGAUGACAGAUCAGUAGUAGUAUUUUGAGAGCCAUUGUGUGCCUUUUUUUGUUGUAAGAGAAAUUUAUAUCUGCUUCUGGUUCUCUCUGUGUAAUUCUUAUUUUUCAAUUUCUGUGUGAACUUUACAAGAGCCAAUAAUUUAGUCAGUUCAUUAUGAUUUA
This is a messenger RNA of Capsella rubella, 1848 nucleotides long. Its product is annotated as protein DETOXIFICATION 16. Bases 252 to 1715 code for a protein of 487 amino acids. The record is from RefSeq and is a predicted model, not a curated record. Gene Ontology annotation, molecular function: xenobiotic transmembrane transporter activity; antiporter activity. NCBI's taxonomy places the organism in Eukaryota, Viridiplantae, Streptophyta, Magnoliopsida, Brassicales, Brassicaceae. Gene Ontology annotation, cellular component: membrane. Gene Ontology annotation, biological process: xenobiotic detoxification by transmembrane export across the plasma membrane. The transcript has 8 exons.